CCCUUUUUCCAUGAGUCGAGUGCCCUGAGCUGACCUGGCGGCUCCAGUGGACGAACUCCGGUGCCCCGAGGGCGGGGCCAGCGUCCUGCGGGCAGGUGCCGGGGCGGUGCCCUGUCCUGCCCCCAGGGGCAGUUCUCGGAGGCCAGGGGCGGGUCAGAGAAGCGGCCGGUGCGGGCGACGCCUUGGAACCUACGGGCGGCGACUGCGGCCACAGGUGCAGCGCAGGGCACCGUGACCCAGCUCUGGCAUCAAAACUCCGGCCCUGGGAACUGGCUUCGGGACACCGAGGCCUCGGGGCCUGAGAGCAGAGCUCUGGGGUCAUCCGAAGCGCUGGGCUGCGAGGCCCCCGAGCCAGAGAGCGAGGAUCCCGGGCCUGCCGCAGAGUGGGACACCGAGGUUCCCAGGCAAGGGGGCGAGGUGCCCGCGCCCUCCGUGGCGGAGGGCGCUGAGACCCCGGAGCAAGAGAGCAAAGUCGGCGGGUAACCAGGAAAGCGGGACGCAGAGGGUCCCCGACGGCCCGCAGCUGGGGGCUCUGAGAUCCCCCGGACCGUGCAAAGCACCCAGCGCGGAGGUCCCGGAGCAGUGUCCCCACCGGGGCCCCGAGACGCCCUCCUCGGGGUCAGAUCCGGAAGCACCCCAGCCCCGACUCCCGCUGGGCCUGGAGGGGCCGCUCAUGGAGACUCCCAUCGAGCGCGAAAUCCGCCGCAGCUGUGAGCGCGAGGAGAGCCUGCGCCGGCGCCGGGGCCUGAGCCCGGGCCGCGCGGGUCGCGAACUCGUGGAGCUGCGCGUGCGGCCGAUGCUCAGCCUGCCCGGCCAGGGCCCCGCGCUCCCGCGCGCCCUGGAGCGUGCUCGGGCCGGCGCGCGGAUGCAGCACGACAUCGAGAGGGAGGCCCAUCGCCAGGCGGCGCUGGCGCGCCGGGCGGCUCCGGAGCCGAGCGCCCGGCCGCCGCCGCCGCCCCUGGGCGAGCUCAAGCGCUUCUUCGAGGCGGCCGGGGGCGCGGACACGCCGCGGCCGCCCGAGCCUGGAGGUGGCGCGCGGGGCUGGUGUCCGGUGCUGGCGCGCGUCCCGCCGCCCGCCGCGCCGUCGCUGCUGGAGCUGGAGGUGCGCGAGGUGCGCGAGCGGGAGCGGGAGCUGCAGCGCCAGCGGCGCACCGUCUACCGCACCGCCGAGUUCGAGGAGCCCGCGCCGAGCCUCACAACGAGCAGGGGCGACGGAAAGCUGGCGGUCAUCUGGCCGCCCCGCAGAAAGGCCUCGGAGAACGGCCUGGAGCAGGAGGAGCGCAAGCCUUGAGGUUCGAGUAACCUGGGACCCCCGGCCAGAAGUAACACGCCCGUCGGGGGACGGGGGCGGGGGCGCCCUAGGAGUGCCUUCUGCACCGCUGGGAGGCCUGGAGAGGGGUGCGCGCCGUCUGCGCCCCGGAAGAGGACAUCACCUGGCUUGGUGAAAUUGAUCAGUCCCCUCUAUAAAACUGUUUAGUCCCCACCUGAGAAACUGUCCACCACCACACCCAGCGGGAGACGCUGCCCAGCCCUUUUGGGUAACUCUGCAAACCGAACUAGCCUCCCUCUCGAGCUGGGGACCCCCACUCCCGCAAUAAAGCCCCGUCCUCUUGGGCAGUGCAGGCUCCCUUCUGGGUCCUCACCGCCCAGGGAGGGGCGGAAGAGGUCUGAGAAAGCCGCGCGGGUGGCGCUGGCGGGAAUGCGCUCUUAUCGCCUUGUUGGGGGGCCGCCCGCUUCCCCGGGCCCCGCCCGGCCCAGGGCCUGCUGCCCCCUGGCGGCGGGGGCGCGCACUGCCACGUCCGGACACCCGCGUUCCGGUCCUGCCUUUCUCCGUUGCUCCAAAUUCCUGGGUACCAAAGGCGUGCGCCGCGCCCGGGGAGCUGGCUAGACAGAAGCGAUAAGAGACUCUUCCCACCCUGAGGGUGUAGACAAUAGCUACCCCCCCCCAAAAAAAAAAGUGUAAGCAUACAAAGCCCGUUUAUAAUCUGCUCUGCAAUUGCAAACCUCACAGGCCUGCAGGCACCAGGCAGAUAUUAGGAGAGGCAAAUGGGCCCGCGCUAAGCAAUAGGGAGGGGUGGGGAGUUGGGGUGUGCUUGGGAACAGAUACCUCUCGCUUCAAGGGACAGGUAGAUGGGUGUUCCCUGACGACAGCAGUGUGUUAGGAAUGAGUGAGCACAGGGGUGCCAGAGCUUCUGCAUUUUCAAAAGCAAGCUGAAGAUCAGCUUUAGAAAGAGCUAUCUAGAGGACUUUAAGUGAUUAGGACUAUUUAGGGGGGGAAACAUACUUAAAAUUGUGGUGGUGGGGGAGGGGAAACGACACCUGUUUACAAUAGGGCUUGUGGUUGUUAAUUUCUCUCUGUCCCUGGACAACGGGUUCAAAGUCCCCUUUGGAUGGGGCUUCAAGGGGUCGGAGAACACCCUAUGUGGUUUGUAAAACUGUAUCUGUUUGGUUAUGUUCUGAGGCAUAUGGCUAUAGUUAAACAACUUCUUAGAGUUCUGUUAAAGACCCAGGAAAGUUUUCUGUUUUUAAGUUAGAGCAGUUGUAGGUUUAGGGUAAAAAACACACAGAAAGUAUGGAAUUCCUAUAUAUCGCUCCCCCCCACACACACAUACAGUUUUACCUAUUAACAUUGAGCAUUAGUGUGCUAUCUUUGUUACAAGUGAUGAAGAAAUAUAUUAACUAUAAUUUAUAGUUUACCUUAGGGUUCAUUCUUUGUGUUGUAAAGUUCUAUGGGCUUUUAAAAUAUUUUAUUUUGGCAACAUAUAUGCAACCUACAAUUUCCCAUUUGAAUCACAUUCAAAUACAGUGGUGUUAAUUUUCACGAUGUUGUGCUACCCUCCCUACUGUCCAUUACCAAAACUUUUCCUUCAUUCCAAGUGUUCCAAGUCCUUUUUCUGGCUGAAUAAUAUUCCAUUGCAUGUAUGUACCACACGUGGUUCAUCCAUUCUUCCGUUGACAGACACUUGGUUUGCUCCCAGGAAAGUUUUAAGUCACUAUUUAAACUCUGGAUCUGUCCAACCAGGCCUGGCAAUGGGCCUGACCCUGCAUGGGGAGAGCAGAUGGCUAAUGAAGGGUGAGUAAAUAAAAGAGGAAGGAAAGACUGACACGGAAUUGCGCCAAUGAGCAGGUCAGCCUCCAAAGGGCCUGUCUCCUGACCCGCCAUCAGCAGAGUGACCACGUGCUUGACAGUGGCUCUGGGAUGUCUAGAGAGAAGGACAGGGGAGAGCCAGGGCUGCUAAAGAGGGAAAUGGACAAUUUUUUUUUUUUUUAACUGAUUAUAUGCUGAUAGUAUUUCGGAU
Choloepus didactylus (southern two-toed sloth) is the source of this 3299-nucleotide messenger RNA. It is a transcript of the gene MISP3, whose product is annotated as MISP family member 3. Lineage: Eukaryota; Metazoa; Chordata; Mammalia; Pilosa; Megalonychidae. The transcript is spliced from 3 exons. The coding region runs from base 674 to 1291 and encodes 205 amino acids. The record is from RefSeq and is a predicted model, not a curated record.